UGGCAACUCGAACAUGUUGUAAACUCCAGACGGCACAGAGAUACUAUGUUCGUGCUCGAACAUCUUGGAACGGCUCUCCCCGAUCUUUGGAUAGGUUGUAAUACCGAGAGCAGCACUCUCUAAGAGAACUUGUAGCCGAUGCCAGUUCGGGUCUUCCGACUUGGGGCCUUUCAAGAAAGUCACUUCGAUUUGAGACGCGCGCUGGAAAUGUCGUUCCUGGAGCGUUCGAGCUGUUCCAGCGAGUGAGCGUGUGUGUGCCCGUGUGUACCGCCCCCUACCCGUCGAAAAAAAAUAAAAAAAGAAAAGUAAAAAGAAAAGCAACCAAAAGAAGGGAAAUCAAAAAUAAUAUUGAAAAGAAAAUACACAAGUGUACAUAUCUGCAUGUGAGACGAGAGUGUUUUUUAUUUGCCGCAAUUAGAAGUAACGGUGCGAAGGUGAUUUGCACGGGAGAAACUGAAAAAUCACCGAAGCGCGAGAUACUUGUAUCUGCAAAUUUCGUGAGUUUUCAUACGAAUUGUUUAGCGUUUCGCAACAAUAACAUCAACAAGUGAAGAGGAGCUCCCUCUGCCCUCCAUUACUUUUAAUUCAAUCAAACGAUCGACCGCAAUUUGUUCUAAGCCCGAAACAAAAGUAAUAACCUCUGAGACAAAAAGUUCGCGAGCCGGUUUAGUCAUCCGAAAGUUCCGAGAAUCGAGCGCAACUUUGAGAUACAUUCGCGUAUUCUCAUUCCGAAUCGCGUUGGCUAACAGCUGGUUGGCCACAAUGCCAUCGCCGUACCUGCUGGAUAUUUGCUCUGCCCCGGAGCUUCGUAGACCGCGAUAAGAUAUCUGCCGACUAGUGGUGAAUAAAAGUCAGAUACUCGUACUUGUACCUGCGAAUAAUAUAAAAAAAUAAACGGCGAAGAAAAGAAAAUCGCACAGGUCGGUGCCAGUGUUUAAAGUUAAAUCGAAGUGCUUAUCUUAUCGGCGGGCCAUUGAUUAAGCUUUGCCUUUCCGUUCUGCAGUGGGUGAAGUCAUUUCGGUCACAAUUCGCCCAUUUUAGAUACUCUAUCUAAUGCAGCAGCCCAGGCAGUGGCGAUAAUAACAGACCUCCUUCAGUGCCUCUUCAGUUGCUCUGCAAUAGCUGGCUAAAUUUAGAGACGAGAUUCUUGGCCAGGCCAAAGUCAACGGCAAAGCUAAACAAGACGCACUCGUAAAUCAAGCAGCCGGAGAAGACCAAGAUGGACAUAGAAUCCGAUUCGGACACCUCGGAGAGAUGGGAGGACUUUUUUGGCAGCACCACAGAGUUGGCACCCUCGUUGUUGGGCAUCUACGACACAUUGACGAAUAGCCUGGCCACGGGGGGCGUGGCAGCGGCACCCACUGCGACAUCUCACGAAUUGAAGGCUUCCAGCAGCGGCGACUCGACGCCCAAAAGGAGCAACAGCAACUGCAGCAGCAGUAGUACUUCCUCAUCGAGUGGCAGCUGCUCGAGUGUCCCCACCAGCGAUGACCAGUCCGCCAGCUACACGCUAGCCAGUUCCAGCACACAUUUGGGACAUCAGGAGCCACCUGCUCCGUUGGUGGUUGCUGGCCUGCGGGACGAACCGGAUGGCGCUCAGUUAAGCCGCUUGGUAGUGCAGCGGAGGAGUCAGGAGUCGCAGAUACACGGCAGUAGCAGCAGCCUCGCCUCGAGUGGCAGCAGUCGACGAGGCAGCAAUAUCCGCAUCCUUUCACCAAAUGUCCAUAGGAUCAUUACGCACUCGGAUAUCCAACCCGUGGAAGCGGUGUCCGCGGAGGCUUUGAAGCAGCACCAGCAGCAAUCCCAAAGGAGUCCCACUCACGGAAGGUAUAUAAAGACCGGUAAUAGUGGGACAGCUCCUGUGGCUGGUUCCACGCCCAAACACAAACUCUCGCACAUACCGCUGUCCAAGAUCACCGGCAAGUUGUCCACCCAAUCUGGCAGCGAGCUGGUGUCCACCUUCGAUUCCAGCAACGAGUAUCUGAACUCGGUGGCCUUUGCCGCCUUCGAGAAAACGAAAUCCCUGGACGAGGAUCGAACACCGACAAACAAAUACACGCCAGGAACUCCCUUCCACUUCGAUGGGCAUCCGUUUCAAGGGCGGAAACUAACCCUGCCCAGGUACGACUCCCAGCAGAGCAUCAAGCUCAUUGAAAUGGAGCAGCUGGCGGCCACCAGUGCCCAACUGCAGCACGCGCAGCCCGCCACGCCUGGAACUCCGGCCACGACAACUCCCAAUACACCCAAACCGAAGGAGUUUGUGUGCAGUGAGCCCCUGAGUCCUGUGGAUAUAGUGGAUACCAUUAACUUCGACUUGGUCACACAGCACAUGGAAAGAUUAACCAUGGCAGAUCCAGGAGGACUAGAUCCGAGGGCGGAGAUCAUAGAGGCGGUCAACAAAACCCUGGUAAGCAAGCCUCUGGUCAGAAGCUCCUCCGCCGCCUGUGCCUCUACCAUCUGCAGUUCACCUUUGCUGACCUAUGCCCGCACCAAGAGUUUGGGCGCCAAGUCCAGCACUUUGGGUGGCGGAGUGCCACUUAAGUUACCCACUGCCGAGCAGCUGGCCGAGUUGGAGGAGGCCAACAAGCUAUCGGCGGAGAGUCUGGACAGGCUGACGGAUAUCAAGCCCAAGUUUGCAGCUCGACUGAGUGAGCUGGCCAGGCUGAACAACCGCCCUCUGUCCUCUUCCUCCAUUUGCUCCACCUCCUCCAGUUCCAGUUCCGGAUCGGAUCAACUGCUCAACGGCAAGCUAACGGCCACUUCCUACUUGGCCAGUGUGGAAAGUCUGGCGGAGAGUGAGAAUGAGCUGGGCGAUCAACAUCAUCCACCUGCCAUGAGUGUCCUUGAGAAAACCUGCCUGGAGAUCGUGGACUCGGAGCGAAGCUUCGUCGAGGAUCUGGGUCAGGUGAUCAAGGGGUACCUGCUUGACUGGAAGGAGCGAGCCUGCCUGCGCGUGGACGAAUUGCAAAUACUCUUCGCCAACAUUGAAGAGAUUUACGAAUUCAACUCGAUGCUCCUGCAGCGGCUUAUCAACACGGGAAGGGAUCCCGGGAGGAUCGCCAGGUGCUUCAUUGACCUGCGCGACGGCUUUGAUGUGUACACAACCUACUGCACAAGCUACCCGGAAGCCAUCUCGCUGCUGACCAAGUUGCUGCAGGCCACGCACACGUACUCUUUGCUCGCCUCCACGCAGAAGCUCCUCCAACACCGCCUGCCCCUGGGUUCCUAUCUCCUGAAGCCAGUGCAGCGGAUCCUCAAGUACCAUCUGCUUCUUGAUAGCCUGCGCAAGCACUGCGAUGUGAAGGAGGUGGCCGAGGCCCAUGUGAUCAUGCGCCAGGUGGCGCACAACAUUGACCAGGUGAAACGCAAGCAGGAGCAGCAGAGUCGCGUCAAGGAGCUGUCCGGUAUUCUGGACGGCUGGCUGGGACCAGAGCUCACUGUUCUGGGUGAACUGCGUCAAGAGGGCCUGCUGAUGGAGCAGCACAACAAACAGCGUCUGGUCCUCCUCUUCGCCACCAUGCUGAUCAUCACCAAGCAAAAGGAGGACGGACGCCUGCAGUUUAAGACCUACAUUUCGCAAAACAAUCUGAUGUUGAGCGAACACUUGCCCGGGGAGCCGACCAGCUUCUAUGUCAUCCCCUUCGACGAGCCGCGCCACCAAAUCAAACUGACGGCCCGGAAUCGUGACCAGAAGCGCAUCUGGACGCAGCACAUCAAAGGUGUCAUGCUGGAGAAGCUAGACAUUCCGAUGCGCGCCAAGGAGCUGGUCUAUCAGCUGGGCAACGAGGAAGAUCGUACGCCAGAUCGCAGCACUUGGAAGUGGAGUCUCCAUUCGGGAAGUAAUUCCACUCCCACGUACCUGGAGCGAAGGAAUGCCUGUCGGAGGAGUGAGAUACGCCAGCGGAACUCCAAGUUCAAGCGGAAGACGGUGACCAACUCUAGUUCCUUUGAUAGCUUCAAUGAGUCGCUAGAGCAGGAGGAGGAAGCGGUCAGCCAGGCUAAGCCAUCGAAGCCUCUGUCCAGGAAUAAUAGCCUCGACGAUACUGCUCUACAGAAGUUUGCUGCGGCGAUGAGAUACCGCAAGAGAGAUGCCGGGGCUAAGGAGGACACCAAGACUCCGGUGAAGGACUCCUGUAAAUGCGGACAGGAAUCAAAGCAGGAGGAUCAGCAGGAUACGUGUUCGUGUAUUUUGCGUGAUCAGCGUAGUCGCAGUUCCAAGUCGCAUUCGCCUGUCUUCAGCUACAAGGCUCUCAAAGAGCGCAGCAAGUCCGUGCCCCGGAUCGGAGGCUUUAGUUUGGAUGAAGAGGCGGAAAGGGAGCGAGAACAGGACGAGGACAGUGCUGCCUCCUUGAGAGGAAGUAAACCCGAUCUCAGCGAGCGCAAGACCAAGGGAAAGGGCUUCUUUGAGGUCAAGCAAUACAACCACAAGACGAUGCCCAAGAAGAUAGCCACUUUGAAGAAGCAGCGAGGAAGCAACACCAAGAGCUGCUCCAGAUUCUACAUGGAUCUCAGCGAAUUCGAUAGCAGUAGCACUGUGCUCAAGAUAACCGAAUCCACAGAGGAGUUGCGACCGGAUGGGGAAGUCGAAUUGGCCCAGGAGGCUGCAACCCUAGAUGAGUCCUCGCAGGAUCAGUAUUACAACCAGGAGCAGGAGGCGGAACUUCUGUCUCCAGCGGAAAAGUCCAAAAGGGAUGCUCAGAUCGUUUUGGAUUUACUAAAGAACAACAAGGAAUUUGAGAGGAUUUAUAACAAGCAGCAGAAGAGGCGAGAAAGUCCAGUAAGUCCAGUGAGUCCUGACAUCAUCUGUGGUCCCAUUCUGCCGCCACCACGCCCACCAUCCAGAUCUCCACCACCCUUGGAAGUAGAGGAAAAGCAGAAGAAACGGAUCGAAGAAGUCGACUCAGUGGGUGAGGAACCCAUCUACGAGACCCUGCUGCGCAAUGUCCAUGUGCCUUAUAAGUUUUCACCUGUGCUGGGACGCGCGAAAUCCUCGCAGAUGCUAAAAAAGCGAUCCAAGGCUGCACCAGCAGCUCCACGGCCGGAAUCGGACUAUGUGACCCUGGUUUACUCACCCGAUGGAGUCCUACAACGUGUGGGCGAGGAGGCAGUGCAAAGGGACAGCUGCAGUUCCUCUUCCACCUCAACUUCCUCAAAUGGAUCGGGAUCGACACUGAAAAGGGACAGCCAGAGCACGGUGAUCAAUCUAUCGAUGGAGGCUGUCCAAGAACACUCAUCUCGUCCCUUGCCAAAGAACUCGGUUUCGGGAUCGGAGAGUUCACUGCUGCCGAGAGCCCUUAAGUCCAUCGACAACCUGACCAUGGCCUUCGGACGCUCCAAUCGACCGCCGGAGCGCAGGGUUUCCGAUGUGAGUGAGAUGUGCCGCCAGAGCGUUUUGCAUCGCCAGGGCAGCGAGGCGGUGGGUGAGCGGAUGGCCCACGUGGACUACGCCGAUCCAAAGACUUUAUUCGGAAUGGGGGUCCUGAAUCACUCAGAACGGGAUUCGGUCUUCUCGCUGACCUCCUCCUCCAGCGACAGUAUGUGCGAGCAGCAGCGCAAGAAAUCCGGAGUUGAUCCUCCGUCAGCCACCUUCGAGUAUGAGCAGCAAGUAGAGGAUAGCCUAGAGAAUGACUUCCGAGACUCGGCCAUUUACAGUGAUGACAACGAAAAGCGUUCCGGAGAUUACGAUGUCCAUUUGCGCCGACCAACCAGUCCACCUCCAGCGCCGCCACCCGUUGGACCUCGUCCUCAUCACCCACCACACAUUGCCCCCAAGCCCUCCAAGGAACAGAUCAUCCAGCAGAGAGCGGGCGUCAUUGUCUGCCAGUCGGCCUCCCGGAGUUGGGUCCUUCAGCAGAUCGAAAACUUCAACAAGUAGGAUCUUGAUGAUCCGAAGACGAGCCGUUGUAAACGACCCAUUGCCAUAAAACAAUUCCUUUGUAAUUUCUACAUGUACAUAGUUAUAAGUGUUUUAUACACACUUUGUAUGCAAUGCUAAUCUUAGAUACCGUUAGUCGACUGUUUUAUAUUUAGUGCUUAGUUGCAUAACCGCAGAGUCAUUUAAUAAAGUUCGUAAUCACUUUGAAAAUG
Messenger RNA from Drosophila eugracilis, 6087 nucleotides. RefSeq names its product pleckstrin homology domain-containing family G member 3 (gene GEFmeso). The transcript is spliced from 8 exons. Lineage: Eukaryota; Metazoa; Arthropoda; Insecta; Diptera; Drosophilidae. The coding region runs from base 1220 to 5875 and encodes 1551 amino acids. Gene Ontology annotation, molecular function: guanyl-nucleotide exchange factor activity. The record is from RefSeq and is a predicted model, not a curated record.